Messenger RNA from Struthio camelus australis, 1629 nucleotides. It is a transcript of the gene GPR35, whose product is annotated as G protein-coupled receptor 35. Gene Ontology annotation, cellular component: plasma membrane. Gene Ontology annotation, biological process: positive regulation of Rho protein signal transduction; chemokine-mediated signaling pathway; phospholipase C-activating G protein-coupled receptor signaling pathway. Lineage: Eukaryota; Metazoa; Chordata; Aves; Struthioniformes; Struthionidae. Gene Ontology annotation, molecular function: chemokine receptor activity. The record is from RefSeq and is a predicted model, not a curated record.
GCUCACCCGGCAGCUGCGAUCUGUGCAGCGCGGCUCCAGCUCUCACGGGGUUUCCCUCAGACUCUCAAGUCAGCCCUGCAGCUUCUCCAGUGGAUUACAGCCCUCAGACAGCAGCUGGCCAGAAGCAGUGACAGCCCAGCAUGGUGAACUGCUCCCAAAGCAACGACACGGUGCAGGAUGGUGUCCUGCUUUUUCAGCUGAUUAUCUACAUCCCAGUUCUUGCCCUCGGGGUCCUGCUGAAUGCAAUUGCCUUCUGCCUCUUCUGCUGCAAACUCAAGAGGUGGACCGAGACCACAGUGUACAUGAUUAACCUGAUGGUCGCUGACUGUUUCCUGCUCUUUGCCCUGCCUUUCCUGAUAUACUUCCACCAACAAGAACACCCCACAGGCAAGCUGUGCUUCACCAUACAGUGCAUCUAUUUUACAAACAUGCCUAUGAGCAUCCUCAUCAUCACAAUGAUUGCAAUUGAUAGAUACAUUGCAAUAAAGUUCCCUCUAAAAGCAAAAACUCUUAGAUCUCCACUGAAAUCAGCUUCUAUCUGUGGACUUGUAUGGAUAACACUCUUAACAUAUGCCUACUUCCAUCCAGAGUUUGAAGAAGGACAAGAACAAUUUUGCUUUCAGAAAAGAACUGUUCAGCCUAAAUAUUCGACAUUACUCUCCAUUUUAUUUGGGUAUUUUAUUCCCUUGGGGAUUGUGAUUUUUUGUUCAGUAGAAGUCAUCAAAUGCCUCAAAAAGAAGAUGUCCGCAAGCCCUCAUGAGACGAAGUUAAUCCAGAAAGCGCUCCACAUUGUUUCUGCGAAUCUGUGUGUGUUCAUUAUAUGCUUUUUACCUUUGUACACUGUACUGCUCUUGCGGUUUGCAGUGGAUGUUGCCGAAGCCUGUUCUCUGAUCCCAAAGGUUAGAGUCUCUGUUCAGAUCUUUGCAUGUUUAGCAAAUGCUAACUGCUGUUUGGAUGCUUUUUGCUAUUACUUUGCAGCCAAGGAAUUUCAGGAAACUUCCUCUCUGCUCCCCCCUUGUAUUUUCGUGAGGUCGAGGAUGAAUCAAAGCCAAGAUUCACAGCAACCCACAGAUCAAGUCAUGACAUAAGAAAGAUGUAGUGCGCUAUAGACGUCAAUCCCAUAUCUCAUUCUUAAGAGCCACUGUGUUGCUGAAGUUUCAAGGCAGAGGGAAUGGAACCACCUACAAUAUCUGUAAUAUUUGUGGGUAUGGGCAUGACUGCAAAAAGGAUCAAUUCCCUCAAAGGGGUCCAAUGCUGACUUGACUUUUGUCCUUCUGACCUCAGUGACUUGAAUACAGCUCUGGCUAUUGUCUCAGAUAGUUGCAUUUCAGAUCAGGUUCACGUCUCUCCUCUUCAAGAGGGAGAUCCACAUGGUAUGGAGAGUAGAUAAGGCUGUUCUUUCGUCAUGCACUCAUUUGUACAUGUAACAUAUGCAUGCAGCUAAACAAGAGGAACUGAGCUCCCUUGCAGCAAUGCACAAAUCCACUUCUAGUACUUUAAUACAUAUGGUCAUUAAAAAAAAAAAAGUCACUGUACUACAAACCAAAGCCUACGAUAUCUGUACCGCUCACAUUAAAAAAUUUGCCUGGGCAGUGGUAGUUUCCUAACAACCAAUAUAUUUCUGAUGUC